GGAAACAGAAUGACAGAGACGACAAGACUUUUCAUUCUUAUUUAACCCCCAAUGGACGUCCCCCACAAACUCCCACUGAGCACUGCAGGGAGCGACUCUGAUAAAGCGAGACAGAACAGGAACGUUUGUGGGAAAUGUUUCAAGACUGAGCAAAGAUGUAGCACGCAGCUGCAGAAGACUGGAGCAUGUUUGUGUUUUCUUUUGGGCUGAAGAGCUCACAACAGGAAUUACAGAAGAGGAAAUAGAUGUAAAACAGCAAGCUCAGAGGACUGUUCCUGUAUGUUUCUCAUUAUUUGUGGAAGCAUUAUUGUGCUCACUGGUGCUGUUUAUAAGCAGAGUCCACCCACAUCGGAGAAAGACAUUAUUUUUCACUUCCUGCCUGAUACAUCCUUCCUACAGUGGAUCGACCACUGUGACAAUCUUAAUCUCACUACGAGGCUCUAAAGGUAUGAACUACAGCAAUACCACAUUGCCCCCGAGCAGCGGGGUGCUUCCAGGUGGAAAUAGCACAAACUACAGCAGUGUAUUCACACGUGAAGUGCUCCCGGUGCUCUAUGCUCUGAUCUGUGCCAUUGGACUGAUCUUGAAUGGCUUAGCAGCAUGGAUCUUCUUCCGAGUACCCAGCACCUCAGGCCUGGUGAUAUACCUGAAGAACAUGGUGGUGGCUGACCUUCUUAUGCUCUUCUCCUUCCCUUGGCGCGUGGCCAAUGACCUAAACUUGGGUGGGUGGUUCCUGAGACUGGUGGUUUGCCGCUACACAGCUGUGCUCUUCUACUUAGGCAUGUAUACAGGCAUCAUCUUCAUGAGCCUCAUCAGCCUAGAGCGCUAUGUCAAGAUUGUGCAUGCGACCUCAUGCUCAGCUCGGCCUUGCUCUUUAUGGAUCUCCACUUUCCUGCAGCAGGUAACAGUAGCCAGAUGUCUGGUGUUUCUGUCCUGGGCACUGAUGCUACUCUGCAUGCUCCCUAACACACUGCUGACCAACAAGCCUGCUGCAGAGGGCAGCUCCUGCAUGGACUUGAAGAGUGACCUGGGACGCCGCUGGCAUGAAAUCUCUGUCCAUUGUGCUGUGGCCAUCUUCUGGGUAACGCUUGUGUUCAUGACUUUCUGCUACUCUUCCAUAGCCUGCCAGGUGUAUCGCUCUUACCAAAGAGUAAAGCGAGGCAGGAGCCAAGCAAAUCGCAAGUCUAACCAAAGUAUUUUCAGUUUGCUGGCUGUGUUUUUUCUCUGCUUUGUGCCAUAUCAUGUUUGCAGAGUGCCGUACACUUUAAGCCAGAGGUUUAACACCAGUCUUAGCACUCAAACCCAAUUCCAGCUCUUCCAGGCCAAAGAGGCCACAUUGUUCAUGGCUUCAUUUAAUGUGUGUCUAGACCCUCUGGUAUAUUUCCUUAUGUGUAGAGCAUUUCGAGAGUUGUUUCUGCAAAAGCUGUCUACUGCGGAGGCUACUAAAGGGGUACCAUCUGUUACCCACAGACUAAGCACCAGCAAUUUGUAGAGAAGAAAUGAAAACAGAAAGAGGAAUUGAUGGUUUCUGAGAUACCAAGGUGGUUGCAGUGGGUCAGUCACAUAGAGCUAGACCAAAAACAAAAUGAGCACAUGAGCAGUGUUGUGUUCCAGUUUCUGUAUCAUUUUGCAAAGCCAUGGUGUCCAAAAGGAGAAGGCAAAACCAAAUAAUUUCAUCAAGAACAGUCACCAAAAAAUCUCUAAUAUCUUUUUGUUUUAUUUCAUUGGCAUUAUCAGACUCAGUACUACAGAAGCUGGUCACAUCUGUACAACUUUGUAACCCAAUAUUUGGGUAAACAUGUUUAAUAUAAUUCUCCUUAAAACUAUAAGGAAAUGUUUAAUUAAUUAAACUUAUUUUUGUCAUUUACAGUUGUAAAAACAAUAUUUAUAUAUUAAAGAAUUCAAUAAAUGCAUGUGAAUAACAUA
Hemibagrus wyckioides is the source of this 1926-nucleotide messenger RNA. RefSeq names its product P2Y purinoceptor 14. Gene Ontology annotation, cellular component: membrane. Gene Ontology annotation, molecular function: G protein-coupled purinergic nucleotide receptor activity. The transcript is spliced from 2 exons. Gene Ontology annotation, biological process: G protein-coupled receptor signaling pathway. The record is from RefSeq and is a predicted model, not a curated record. Bases 449 to 1492 code for a protein of 347 amino acids. NCBI's taxonomy places the organism in Eukaryota, Metazoa, Chordata, Actinopteri, Siluriformes, Bagridae.